Messenger RNA from Brenthis ino (lesser marbled fritillary), 1326 nucleotides. NCBI's taxonomy places the organism in Eukaryota, Metazoa, Arthropoda, Insecta, Lepidoptera, Nymphalidae. The record is from the annotation of a GenBank genome assembly.
AUGAUGGAAGUGAAAAUAUUCAAGCUGUUACUAUUAUUAUUUUAUAUAACUGAAGCCCAAAGUUACUAUCCACCUUGGAUACGUACAUUUAAAACUAUCCAAGGAGUUCCUUGGUAUGAUGGAUACUUUUGCAAAGACAAUAAUGACUUAGUUUUAACUUUUAUGGCUACUGAAGUUUCAACUUAUUAUGUGUGGAUUAAUGAAGUAUUAGUUGCUGGAACAGAAAUAACAGUGAAAUUUGACGCAGAAGCAUCGAUAUUUAUUAAUCACAAAUCUUAUACGGAGAAUAAUUCAAGAUUUACAAAAGAGCCGGAUACCAUUAAUAAUAUUUAUACAUUUGAGUUUACUAACAAAACUGGAAAACUAUGUGAACUUUUUAGGGUGGAAGGAAACACACCUUACCAUCAAAUACAUAUUACAAGUCUUAAGAUUAAUGGCGUUGAAAAAUGUCACAACCCUGAUAUGGAAGUUUUUGGAAAAUUUCACACGAGGUACAAUUUUCUUUCGAAAGCACCGGACAGAUUUUGCGGCAGACGGAAGAUAAAUGUAGAUAAUAAUUUGCAACAUCAAAUCAUUGCAAGUGAAUCAGCAACAGGACAAGGUUGGUGGCCUUGGCACGCUGCAUUAUAUAUGCUACAGACGGGCAUGUUCACUUACAUUUGUGGAGGGACUCUGCUUUCAAAGCAUUUAGUUUUGACUGCUGCUCAUUGUGUAUCUAGAAGUGGCAGACCAUAUAAUCCAGAAAUUCUUGAAGUAGCUCUCGGAAAGAAUUAUCUUUAUGGAAAUGACACAGGUGCUCAGUCAGUUAAGGUGUUCCAAAUAAUUUUGCAUGACGAAUACAAUCAUAGAAAUCUAAACAAUAAUAUUGCUUUACUAAAGUUAAUGACUGAAGCUCGUUAUAGUAACUAUGUGCAACCAGCUUGCCUGUGGUUCGAUGAAAUUUACGACGUGAUCGGCACCCACGAAAUUACAGGCUCUGUGGUUGGCUGGGGUUUUGAUGGGAUGGGCACAUUGAAUAAAACCUUAAACAUUGAUACAAUUCCUCAAACUCCGGAUAUUACUUGCGUUCUGUUUCAACCCGUCUUUUAUCAUGAAUUGUUGAAUGGAAAAACAUUCUGCGCUGGAUACCAAAAUGGUACCACUCCGUGUAAUGGUGAUAGUGGAGGAGCUUUUAUGGCCUGUGCCAGCUUCGAAGCCAAUUUCGAUUGUCAAAAAGCUGCUCAGGUUAGAAAAAAAUGGUGGAAUGUAGUGUUAGAGGCCAGGACUCGCUUUGGAUUACCAAGCCAACGCAAAGUAAGUGAAUUAGUAGGUACAUUUAAAAAAAUA